Hippoglossus stenolepis (Pacific halibut) is the source of this 4803-nucleotide messenger RNA. It is a transcript of the gene aox5, whose product is annotated as aldehyde oxidase 5. Gene Ontology annotation, molecular function: molybdopterin cofactor binding; iron ion binding; FAD binding. The record is from RefSeq and is a predicted model, not a curated record. Lineage: Eukaryota; Metazoa; Chordata; Actinopteri; Pleuronectiformes; Pleuronectidae. The transcript is spliced from 37 exons. Bases 1 to 4113 code for a protein of 1370 amino acids.
AUGUCUUCACCAAGUGAGCUGAUCUUCUUCAUCAAUGGAAAAAAGGUGGUCGAGAAGAAUGCGGAUCCAGAGGAGGUGCUGCUCAGCUUUCUGAGGAGAAGAGCGCUCCUGACCUUUGAAAAACUGAAUUCCAAUGAGGUCAUACCGCUCCUGACCUUUGAAAAACUGAAUUCCAAUGAGGACAUACCUGGUCUGACGGGGACCAAGAAUGGCUGUGGGAGCGGAGGGUGUGGAGCCUGCACUGUCAUGGUGUCCAGAUACAGCCAGCACCAGGAAAGAGUCGUACACUAUACUGUGAACGCCUGCCUGCAGCAGAUCGUCACCCUGCACUGUGCUGCUGUGGUGACAGUCGAAGGCAUCGGCAGCACCAAGACCAAACUGCACCCUGUUCAGGAGCGAAUAGCGAAGGCUCAUGGGUCUCAGUGUGGCUUCUGCACCCCGGGGAUGGUGAUGUCCAUGUACACCUUGCUGAGGAACAAACCUCAGCCCUCCAUGGAGGACAUCAGGGAAGCUCUUGGAGGGAACAUUUGCCGCUGCACAGGCUACAGGCCAAUUAUUGAUGGAUUUAAGACUUUUUGUGAAAGUGAGACCUCUGCCUGCUGCCAAAAUGGAGGAGGAGGAGGAAGAUGCUGUAUGGAAAAUGGAAUGAACGGCAGUAACAGCAUUGACAGCGAGGAAAGUGAUAUUUCUGAAGAACUUUUCCCGAUGGACGAUCUUUUACCUCUAGAUCCUUCUCAGGAUCUUAUCUUUCCUCCGGAGCUGCUGAUAAUGGAGAAGAAACUCAGUGGGGAUGCUCUUUAUUUCCAAGGACAGAGAGUGAAUUUGGUGGCUCCCUCUGAGCUGUCCCACCUCAUGGAGCUGAAAGCCAAACAUCCCUCAGCUCCACUGAUUGUUGGCAACACAACCAUUGGGCCAAAGAUGCUUCUGAAAGGAGUCCACCAUCCUCUGCUUGUCUACGUCGGAAGGAUUCCUGAGCUCAGUGCUGUGACAUGGGGGGAAAAUGGUGUGACAGUUGGAGCCGCCUGCAGCCUCAGCACAUUGAAGGAGGAGCUGGAGAGGGCCGUGGCGGAGAUGGAGGAGGCGAGGACCAGAGGAUACCGGGCGCUGCUGCAGACUCUCCAGUGUCUGGCAGGGAAACAGCUACGCAACAUGGCGACAAUUGGUGGGAAUCUCCUCAGUGCAAAUCCCACAUACGACCUUAGCAGUGUUUCGGCUGCUGUGGACUGCACACUGCACGUCGUCUCCAAAGAUGGGACGAGGGACAUUCCCUUGAAUGAAAAGCUCUUCACUGCCUUUGGGAAAACGGCCCUGAGGCCCAAUGAAGUCCUGCUGUCCAUCAACAUUCCCUGCUCCAAACCUUGGGAGUUUGUGGCAGCUUACCGACAGGCCCAGAGAAGAGAGUUCGCCUUUUCCUUGGUGAAUGCUGGAAUGAAGGUGGUGAUUAGGGAGGGAACCGACAUCGUGGAGUCCCUCAACAUCUACUACGGCGGAGUUGGACCAACUCUAGUCCGACCGGGACGGACGUGCCAGCAGCUGGUUGGACGGCCGUGGGGAGAAAAUCUCCUCACUGAGGCCUGCCACUUCCUAAAGGAAGACGUGGACGUGUCUUCGUCCAUCCACGGAGGGAAGGCGGAGUAUCGCAAGAGCCUCGUCUUCAGCUUCUUCUUCAAGUUUUACAUGCAAGUUGUCCUGGAGAUGGGAGAGAGGGGUGUUUCAGACAUUGAUCUCCCCCUGGAGUAUCUCAGCGCACUCAAGCCCUUCAAGAACGAAGUUCCACAGGGUCAACAGUCCUACCAGCUUGUGUCAGAGGCCCAGCCCUCCGUUGACCCCGUGGGGCGUCCCAGCAUGCAUCAGUCUGCUUUCCAGCAAGCCACGGGUGAAGCCAAGUACUAUGACGACCUGCCACCGGUCAAAGGAGAGCUCUUUAUCUUCAUGGUGACAAGCACGAGAGCGCACGCUAAAAUCACUAACGUGGACCCGUCCGAGGCCCUGGAAAUGCCCGGUGUGGUCACUGUAGUCUCGGCCGGAGACGUUCCCGGGUCGAACUGCAGACUCUGGUUCAACAACCCAGAGGAACUCUUCGCCACAGAGGAGGUGUUUUGUGUGGGUCAGAUCGUCUGUGCCGUGGUGGCAGAGAGCAGGGAACAGGCCAGGAGAGCAGCCCAGAAGGUCCAGGUCACCUACCAGGACCUGCAGCCUGUCUUCUUCACCAUUGAGGACGCCAUAAAGCACAAGUCUUACUUUGAACCCAAGAGGAAGGUGGAGAGAGGGGAUGUGGACGAAGCGUUAAAGACAGCUGAACGUGUUCUGGAGGAUGAGAUCUAUAUGGGCGGGCAGGAGCACUUCUACAUGGAGACUCAGGGACUGAUCGCUGUUCCCAGAGGAGAGAAUGAAGAGAUGGAUUUGUUUGUGUCCACUCAGCACGCUGCCUUCACUCAGGACCUGGUCGGCAUGGCGCUGGGCAUCGAGUCCAACAAGAUCACCUGCCACGUGAAGAGGCUGGGCGGAGGGUUCGGAGGAAAGGUGAUGAAGAUCGCGUGCCUCUCUGCCAUCACUGCAGUCGCAGCACACAAGACUGGGAAGGCCGUGCGCUGCUGCCUGGAACGAGGGGACGACAUGCUGAUCACUGGUGGCAGACACCCAUUCCUCGGAAAGUACAAGGUUGGGUACAACAGCGACGGCACCAUCGAAGCCGCCGACAUCAUUUACUACAGCAAUGGAGGAUGCACACUGGAUGAGUCCUCAUUCAUUAUGGACAAAGCGAUCCUCCACAUGGACAACGGCUACAAAAUCCCCAACCUGCGAGGUCGGGGCGUGGUGUGCAAGACCUACCUGCCGUCUAACACGGCCUUCCGGGGCUUCGGUGGGCCUCAGGGCCUCAUGGUGAUGGAGAGCGUCCUGCACGAGGUGGCAGUCCGCUGCGGCCUGCCCCCUGAAAAGGUCAGAGACGUAAACAUGUACAGGGAGGAGCAGAGCUACACACACUACAAGCAGCCGUUCUGCCCCACCAGCAUGGUUCGCUGCUGGGAUGAGUGUCUGGAGAGGGCCGACUACGAGGAUCGGCUCCGAGCAAUCCAGCUCUUCAACUCCUCCAACCGCUGGAAGAAGAGAGGCAUCGCUGCUGUGCCGCAGAAAUUUGGCGUUGGCUUCUCCAAAGGUUUCUGUAAUCAAGGUGCAUCUCUGGUGAACAUCUUCAAAGACGGCUCAGUGCUGGUGACACACGGAGGGACAGAGAUGGGUCAGGGCAUCCACACCAAGGCCAUACAGAUAGCGAGCCGUGUCCUCAAGGUCCCCAUGUCUUCCAUCUUCAUCAAAGAGACGUGUACAGGAAACGUCCCCAAUGCGGCACCGUCAGCUGCCUCGUUUGGCACCGACGCUGUGGGCAUGGCCGUCAAGGAUGCUUGUGAGAAGCUAAUGAGACGCCUGAAACCACUCAUGGAGGAGAAUCCCAAAAACACAUGGAAGCAAUGGGUCAGUGAUGCUUUCUUCCAGAAGAUCAGUUUAUCUGCAACUGGAUUUUUUAUGGGACCUGCCACCAACGUGGACUGGGAGAAAGGUGAAGGUCAAGCGUACUAUUACUUCACCUACGGUGCCUGUUGCUCUGAAGUGGAGAUCGACUGUCUCACUGGGGAUCACAAGAACAUUCGGACUGACAUUGUGAUGGAUGUUGGGAAAAGCAUCAAUCCUGCUUUGGACAUCGGACAGGUGGAGGGAGGCUUCGUCCAGGGCGUCGGCCUGUACACCAUCGAGGAGCUGCAGUUCUCCCCGGACGGAGUCCUGAUGACCAGAGGACCGUCUCAGUACAAGGUGCCAGCGCUCUGCGACGUCCCAGCUGAGUUCAACGUGCAUCUGCUCGCUGACUCCGAAAAUCCUCACGCCAUCUACCUGUCCAAGGGUAUAGGUGAGCCUCCAGUCUUCUUUGGCUCCACUCUUUUCUUUGCCAUCAAAGCAGCCAUCGCAGAGGCUCGCAAAGAGAAAGGACUGGGCGACACGUUCCCCCUGAGCUCCCCGGCUACAGCCGAGAAGAUCCGCAUGGCCUGCCAGGACCAGUUCACUGAGAUGGCCUCAUCUCAGACGAACGGGCCUGCGACUCCGUGGUGCAUUCAGGUGUGAGCGUCCUCGGUCCACAAGGAGACAAGUCAGGGUUAGUUUACAGACGAUGAUGGACUCUCCACUGUGGCACCUCUAAAGAUACUCUCAUCAGUUAGAGCCUGUUAUUUCAUGUCAUCAGUGUUUUGUUCUGUGGUUGUGUCCUGGUGCUAAAUGAGAACACUUCAAACAAUGGUUUUACUAUAUUCAAAUAUGUGUUGAAUAUAUAAUUAUUUAUUCUGUUGCAGGAGCAAAAACAUUCAUAUGUACUGUAAAAUCUACUGCUUAUAAUGCAUUCAUUUCAUAUUGAGCUUGGUGUGAUUUUGAUUAAGUAUUAAAAAUAUAACUUUAUCAGGUGAUUAUUAUGAGUUACAUUCAGUUCACAGUCAGUCUUGCUUUACUUUGAUUACAAACAAAAAAAAAUCUCAGUUCCAGUUUUAGAUGUUCAAGGCCCACGGUUUGAAAGAUCCUGGUUUGUCGGCUGCAAUCUGGAAACAAAAUAAAACAACAAACAAAUAAACGUUAACAGAAAUGAAUGGCAAAUGUAUGGCUGUCAUUUUUAAAUGCUAAAGUUUUUGUGUGGCACUAAGUUUACUUUCCUAUUUAAUGUAAUAGAAAGAACUAUGAAGUGAUUUCAUGUAUUUCUUUAUUUGAUUUGAUUUUUUGAAGUUGACUAACUUUAUCUGAAUUAAAUUGAUUUAUUCUAACUCUCAA